AUGGAAACCAUCAAAUUAAGCAACGGUGGUUCGCUACCCGCUCUUGGUCUUGGGACAUGGAAAAGCAAACCAGAUAAGGUCACCUAUGCCGUAGAAAUGGCGAUAAAAGCUGGAUACAGACACAUUGACUGCGCAGCGGUUUAUGGCAAUGAAAAAGAGGUCGGACAGGCUUUAAAGUCUUGUAUCGGAAAAACGGUACAGAAAUGUUAUGGACUGAUUCUCUCUGAUUCUCUCUGACCCUCAGUCAGUAAAGUCGAGCGAAAGAGCGGGCUGGGAAAGCGACAAACUUACAAAAUAUCGCAAAAAAAAUGUUAAAAGUUUUUGCAGAACUUUUAUCCGGUCUAGAUUUGCCUAUUAUGUUUACAUAGCUUCUUUCACCGCAAAAGGACGUGCUUGUGCCUACCAAGGAGCGAUAAUAUGCAUACUGAUGUUGAGUACGAAGGGUUAAUUAAACCCUCAGCAUUUCUUGUUGCUUCCCUGACUGUUCGCUGGUGCAGUUAGUUCUGGGUUCAGAAAAAUACGGUGAGCGAUGAAAUACUUGGCUUAGAACGCAACACAACAAUGCAGCCAGAUCUUGAAGCCAGACUUCUUCAGCUGAAUUGGAUCUCCUUCACAAAGGACAGGGAUUCAUUUCUUUCCUUGUUUUGUAGGUGAAUAGGAAAGAUUUGUUCAUCACAUCUAAGUUAUGGAACACAAAGCACAACCCUACUGAUGUGCAUUCUGCUGCAGAGCAAACUCACUUAGGACUCAAUUAUCUUGACUUGUAUCUUAUAAAGUGGCCUGUAUCCUUUAAGGAUGGUGAUGUCAGUUUUCCAAAGGAUGAUGAUGGAAAUAUUAUUUAUGCAUACCAUGAUCCAUGUGAUACUUGCAAAGCAAUGGAAACACUUGUGGAUGAUGGUCUUUUCAAAGCAAUUGGUAAAGACUACUUUCAUGGGAUUUCUAACAGAUGUAAUUAUACAAAUCUCUGAGAUUUCAGAAAUAAAUUGGCUCUUAUUGUUGAAGCCUUAAUCUCAGUUUUUGUGAGGUGAAUGGGUAAAGGUCAAAGGUAAAAUUCUGAAAAUGGGUAAGUGGCUAAAGCUUGGUUCAGACGUCAUACUUCAGCCAUGCCAAACUUAAUUGCAAUUAGGAAAUAAUUUAUUAAUUUUGUUUGGCUUGGUAGAGGAAUGAUGUUUGAAUUGCUGUUGUGUCAGAGUUGUGCAGCUCUCUCAGUCACGGAGCAGAGCCUCAUGAACUUAAUUCUUUACCUAACUAAAUUAAAAAGUUUAACUCAAAUGCUGUGCUUCAGCCUUGCUUUUCUUGAACUUAAGCACUGAAUGAAGUGUGUCAUAGCAGCUGCAUGGUGUCUGAACGAGACCUCAUUUUGCUAGCAGAGCCUGAUUUCUAUAACCUAAAGCUACCAGCACAACAAAGGUUUCACUUCACCCCAUCCCCCUGCAUUUGAUCAGGUUUCCCUCAUAGGUGGCAGAAGGUACCCAUUUAUGCUCCUGUGUGGAGAGAAGUACUGUAUCACAAAGCUGCCAGUACAUCACAGGGUUUACACCACCCUACUUCCCUGCAUUUCAUCAGGUUUCCCUGAUAGGUGGCUGUAGGUACCCAUUUAUACUCCUGGGUGGAAAGAGGCACUGUUUCGCAAAGCUACCAGUACAUCACAGGGUUCACCCAACCCCCCCUCUAUUUUAGAUCUCUUGACCAGUUGCCUAGAUCACUAAGCAUCAGGCUAAUGUGUUUUCCUUGAUAGAGCUUGAGUACCAUGCAAGUUGUUUCCAUCUUUAUCAGUUUGCCAGUUUUUUUAUUUAUUUAUUUCAUUUUUUUUGGUUACUUUAUUAAAUUUCAACAGCAAACAAGUGGAUGAUAUCCUAUCUAAAAGCAGAAUAAAACCUGCUGUUCUCCAGGUCGAAUGUCAUCCUUACUUCAAUCAAGCUCAGCUCAUAGAACAUUGCAGGAAAAGAGACAUUGUUGGUGUGUUUAAACAUUCAACCCUGAACAACUCUUCCUGAGGGAAACAGUUCAUUUGUGUCUUAAGGCAGAGUAUCUAAGACAUUACAGGAAGCAAUGAGAAAACAGAUUAAAACUUCUUUAUAUAUUACAUUUGCACAUUAGAAUGCAAAAUACCAGAAUGUUAUAAAUGUCAUACCACCUGCUGUUGUGUUCUGUAUGCAGUGACAACAGUUGUCAGUCAAGGUUUGUGGGUUACAGUGCACUGUUACCUCUGUUGUCUUAGAGUUUGCAAGAUGUGUGAUAGGAAACAAGUCUCAUUGUUGGAUGUUAUAUGACCCUUAAGUUGACCAAUGAGAGCAUGUGUUGCUAGCUAUAUAGGCUGUAUAAUUAUCGCUUAUAAACCACUUCACUACAAUUGACAGUUUCUCUUUACUCAUACUUUCUGUUUGUAGAUUGGAAUUAAGGUCAAUCAAUUUAUUCAAUAAUUUUGUCAUUAACACAGUGACAGCAUACAGUCCACUUGGAUCCCCUGGGCACCCACAGGCUAAACAGGAAGACUGGAGUCUACUGCAUGACCCAAAGAUAGAGGAAAUUGCCAACGAAUAUGGAAAGUCUCCUGCUCAAGUCUGUAUUCACUUUCAGAUACAGAGGGGUGUCUCUGUUAUACCUAAAAGUGUCACACCUGCCCACAUUCAGAGCAACUUUGAAGUAAGCUUUCAAUAUAUCAAGAUUAUGUGGGAUUGUUUACACAAUCAAUAGGCCACACUUUCUUUUGGUUCAGCAGUGUAAGAGGUCAGGCAAGAUCUUAAGACAAUAUGGGAAAAGUUUAUAAAUGCACACCUGUGGCUCAUGAUUUACAAACUUAUUAAGUGUUAUACUUGCACUGCAAGGGAGUUAUUGCUCCUGCAGGAAAACUUUUUAGACAGUGUGAUCUGUUGCUUUCAUGAAACAGCUUUAUAUGGGUUUAUUGGGUGAAAGGGCUGUAGCUUAUUGACCAAUCAGAGAGUGCAUGAUAAUUCACUUCUUUUGGAUUGUCAGCAUAGACCAAAACCUGUGUCAGUUUAUUGUUUGUUAGCAGCUUCCACAGUGUCAAUAUCACAAAUGACCCUGCAUGGGUAAUUACCAGUAAAUAAGUGAAUAGAUGUCAAAACUGAUCUAAAGAAAUAUGAAAUAAAAAAACGUAUUUAGCAAAAGUAGAGGAGGAAUGCUACACAUUAUAUUUGUCAAUCAAGAUAUGUAUUGCCACCCACACAUGGUUCUUCUUCACGUUUUGGUUUGAAUCAAGCUGAUGGUUUUUAUCUUUGCAAAUUGGCUUGGUACUCAUUGAAACAAACAAUAUUUUAGCAAUUAUGAGCAAAAGGUAACAACAUAACAUUCCCUAAACAUAUGCAGGUUUUUUAUUUCACACUCUCUGAUGACGACAUGAGGCUUGUUGAAUCCAUCAACAAAUCUUGGAGAGUUCUUAUUCCCAUGAAAGAAGUAAGUGGUACUGUCCCCUCCUUACCGACUCUGUCCUCUCUUUCCAACCUCUCCCUCCCACUUUUUUUUCUGUUUAUUGUUUGUUAGCAGCUUCCACAGUGUCAAUAUCACAAAUGACCCUGCAUGGGUAAUUACCAGUAAAUAAGUGAAUAGAUGUCAAAACUGAUCUAAAGAAUUAUGAAAUAAAAAAAACAUGUAUUUAGUAAAAGUAGAGGAGGAAUGCUACACAUUAUAUUUGUCAAUCAAGAUAUGUAUUGCCACCCACACAUGGUUCUUCCUCAUCUGCAUAUGUAUUGCCACCCACACAUGGUUCUUCUUCAUCUGCAAUUAUGAGCAAAAGGUAACAACAUAACAUUCCCUAAACAUAUGCAGGUUUUUGAUUUCACACUCUCUGAUGACGACAUGAGGCUUGUUGAAUCAAUCAACAAAUCUUGGAGAGUUCUUAUUCCCAUGAAAGAAGUAGUACUGUCCCCUCCUUACCGACUCUGUCCUCUCUUUCCAACCUCUCCCUCCCACUUCUUUCUCUGUUUACUCAAUCACCCACUCACUCUCUGACCUUGCCUGUUCUUCAGAGACAGCAAAGCAUUCUUAAACUUGGUUGGCUCAUCCUGCACCAUGCCAAACCUUAGGUCAUACUUUUACUCUGAAGCUUCCCUUAAUGGCUGUGGCAUGGUUUGUCGGCUCAUACCACCCCUUGGCAUUCUUAUUAGUGUCCACUGAUUUCCCCCCAAGGGCUCUGAAAUAUUCUUAUUGACCUCCCCCCCCCCUUAAAAUAAUAUAUCGGUAUCCGGUAUGGAUAUACAUAAAUAGAUAAAUAAAUAAAUAAAUAAAAAAGCUUCAUCCCUCCCUCGGCAAUAAAUAACAACUAGUGCCCUAAAUGAGAGAAUUUCUCUCGCCCGAUAUUUUUCUUUAUUCUUAUCAUGUGUCUGCCCCAUGAGAUAUUGAUACUGUAUCUUAAUCACUACUAGGAUUGAAAGAACUAACAGGCUAUAUGGCUGGAAGAGAAAAUUGCACGCUAGAGGCUUUUUUCAAGAGUUAACCUUUUUUCUUUUUCACCUUUCUUUCUUUUCAGGUUGAUGGUAAGAAAGUCCCUCGAGAUAGUGCUCAUCCUCAUUAUCCCUUCAACAUUCCAUUUUAA
Pocillopora meandrina is the source of this 4555-nucleotide messenger RNA. The record is from the annotation of a GenBank genome assembly. NCBI's taxonomy places the organism in Eukaryota, Metazoa, Cnidaria, Anthozoa, Scleractinia, Pocilloporidae.